This is a messenger RNA of Periconia digitata, 4233 nucleotides long. NCBI's taxonomy places the organism in Eukaryota, Fungi, Ascomycota, Dothideomycetes, Pleosporales, Periconiaceae. The record is from the annotation of a GenBank genome assembly.
CUGCCCCUGCCCAUCCAGGCCGACACUCGCUCCUUUCUCGAAAUUGCGGCAGCCUCCAGCCUCCAUUCAGGGCAGGCGCCGACCCACUCGCACCUCUUGGCCAAAGGGGCGCCCUCACGCCCGCCGGCCCUUCAUAUACCGCCCGCCUCGUCGCUGACCCGACUUUCUUUUCCUUCUCUUUCUUCACUGCAAAGGCUCACCUUCGCUUCCACCACAUUCGUUUGUCAUCGCGACACCAAGCUCUGUUUUACCAACCAUAGUCACUCUUUCCAGGACCGAUCCAACAUUCGCAGAAUUGACUUCUGCCUGGUUUUCUUCGCAGCAUCAAUAUCCGGCAAUCUCUCUCUCACGUUAUCGUCCCGUUCUUCGACUCGCUAGAAAAACACCCGUCAACUCAUACUCUUCAAGAUGAUGAAGCUCACCGUUGCCUUCUUGGCCGCUUUGGCCGCCGCUGAUGCCCAGGGUACCUCCUACGGCAAACCCGCCGGAGACUCGUACAACCAGGUCCCUCCCCCACCAGCUGUUUCCAGCGCCACCAAGCCCGUCGAGGCAGCCUCUUCCUCUGCUCCCGUUGGUGGCAGCUACGGCAACCCUCCUGUCGUCUCCAGCGCCGUCGUUCCCUCGAGCUCUGUUGCCGUUCCAUCGAGCGCCACCAAGCCUGUCGAGGGAGCCUCUUCCUCCGCUCCCCUUCCCCCACCAGCUGUUUCCAGCCAACCCCCAGUUGGCGCUGUUUCCAGCAAGCCCCCAGUCGGCGGUGAAUACGGCCAGGUUCCUCCUCCUGCUGCUUCUUCCAGCUCGGCCGCUGUCCCUGUUCCCUCCAGCUCUGCUGCCGUUCCUUCCAGCGCCACCAAGCCUGUAGGAGAGAACUCCUCCGCUCCCCCUGCUGUUUCCAGCCAGCCUCCCGUUGGCGGCGAGUACGGAAACCAGAAGCCCUCUUCUUCUGCUGCCGUCCCCGUUCCCUCUAGCUCGGCUGCCGUCCCCGUUCCUUCCAGCUCCGCUGCUGUUCCCGUUCCCUCCAGCUCGUCCGCUGUUCCCUCCAGCGCCACCAAGCCCGUUGGUGAGGUUCCCUCUGGAACUGCCCCUGCUGGCUCCGGCUACAUGCCCGUCAACCCCCCUGCUGGAACUGGAAACAUCCCCUCCGGUGUCAACCCACCACCCUCCGGUGUCCCCACUGGAUCCGUUCCCUCCGGCGUCAAGCCUCCCGUUGGCAAGCCAUCUGGCUCUGCUGGCGUUUCCUCUGCCGUCCGCCCUACCGGAUCUGGAGGCGUUCCCUACCCUCCUAUCAAGGAGUCCACCACCGUCAAGGCCGAGACUGAGUCUUCCAAGGCUUCCAGCUUCAAGCCCACUGGCACUGCUCCUUUCACCUUCAAGCCCACUGGCUCUUUCCCCGUCACUGGUAGCCAGAACACCACUGCUGGUGUUGACUUGACCACCUCCACCAUCUACUCUACUCAGUUCUUCACCGUCACUGCUUGCCCCCCAACCGUGACCAACUGCCCUGCCAGCGCCACUUCGCUCGUUACCAGCGUUGUUCCCGUUGCCACCACCGUCUGCCCCAAGAGCGAGGUUGAGGCUGCCACCACCAAGACCAUUGCUUCCUCCACCCCCGUCUCCACCUCCAUCCACAAGAUCACCGAGACCCUCACCUACACUGUCGGCACCGGCGAGAACGCCCACGAGACCACCACCGAGGUCGAGUCCACCUCCACCGAGACCAUCUACUCCACUGUCUUUGUCACCAAGACCAAGCCUGCUGGCGAGUUCCCCGAGCCCACUGGUGUCACCGGUAACUCUGGCGAUGACUCCGAGACUCCCUCCGACUCCGAGGUGCCUUCCGGCGGCAACGGCGAGACCGACACCACCAAGGUCAUCGACACCACCUCCAAGUCCACCAAGUACGUCACUGUCGUUCCCACCCCGGCUGCUUCUGCUCCCGCUAGCUCCGGCGAGGGCUCUGACUACCCUGUUGGUGGCAACUCUGGCAACACCCCUGCCGAUGGUGCCGACUGCGCUCCCCCUGUUACCGUCACUGCCACCGUCAAGGAGACCGUCUACGUCACUGCUGGUGUCAACACUGCUCCUGGAUCCAAGCCUACCGGUGGUGCUCCUUUCCCCCUUCCCGGCGGUAACGGAACCAUCCCCAUCUCCACUGGUGCCUCUGGUUUCUUGACCAAGACCCGCCCUGUCGGCUCCGGUUCUUCUUCUGCCGCUGUCAAGCCCAGCUCUGUCGCUUCCGACUCUGCUCUCCCCAGCCUCUCGCUCGUCUCUUCGGCCACCAAGGCUGUCGGCAGCAGCGCCGCUCCCUCCUCCAGCGCUAAGGCUUCAUCCGCCGCUCCCUCUUCCGCUGCUCCCGCCCCCUCUGCUUCCGCUCCCGGCGGUACCUACAACCAGGUCCCCCCUCCCCCUGCCCCAUCUGCCGGUGAAUCCUACGGCAAGCCCGGCAACACCUACUAAGCGAUUAGUUGGUUGAAGAUUUGAGGACGUUGCGCAUUGCCAUUUGAAAGAAAACCACCUUUCACUUCUUUAUGUAUCUCAUUGAUAUGAAACCCUCGAGCGUGCAUAUCUUGUCAUAUAUCCCCACUUUUACCCGGCAUUUUGUUUCCUAUCUUGGUUCGGCUUCCUGCGUGUGUUAGAAAAAGAAGAAAGAAAGGUUGGAUGCGAGAUGGUGAUAUGGAGGAUAGAAGGAGUGCUAGGCAAAUAAGAACUCGCAUGUACAGUUGUCAAUAUACCCUGUCUUUUCUUACUUACCUUUUGGCCUCCUUGUUUCAGAUGUUCCCACUUCUGAUGUCCCUGUAUCGUCGGUAGCUCAAAUCACCCUGGCUUUUCCGCCCCCACCUACUCUUGUUUCUAGUUUUGUUUUGGUCUUGCAUUGCUUGGGUGCGCGCGCUUGUGACGGCUUGUUUCUCUUUGAUAUCUUUUUUGUUGUUGAUUUUCUUGUACUUGGCCAGCUAGCAUCGUUGCGUGUCUUUAGUUUCCUAUGUCAAUCAUCGUUUUUGUUGUUUAUCAAGAUUCGCAAUCAUCAUCAUCAUCGUCUGCUAAAGCAUUUCGAACAACAAUCAUCGUAGCGUAGCCAUGAAAACUGGUUUUUUUGUGGUUAUGGUAUCUAUCAUAGUUUGCUGCUUGAAACGAUUAUUCCACACUUUGAUAUCAUGGUUCCAAAUUUGUCGAAAUCUUUUUUUCUUUUGUGGUGUCGACGACGCGAGACGAGUGCAGUGAUGUAACCAUGAUUCUAUGAUGAAGUGAUUGAUUGCAUGAUAGGCGUGUGUGCAUAGCAUCAUAGCAGAGCGAGUAUAGGAUAGAGAAAAAUAGUCAAGGUGGACGUCGAGUUUUCUAACUCCAACGACGUGUUGCGCUACUAUAUACUAUCCUGCCUUCCUCCUUUUCUGCCUCUCAUUUAUUCUUUCUCUCUCUCUCUCUCUCUCUCUCUCUUGUUACUUAACGUACGUACUCGUACUCGUCUUCGUAUUUGUUGUUGUUCUGUUCCUUUCUUUCUUUCUUGAGCUGAAAGACUGGCGGACUGACUGAGACGGAGAUUGUGUGUUUUGUGUGCCGUUGCGGCGUUGCAGCGUCGCGGUACGUACGUACGUACUGCUGUUUUUGAUGACUCGCUCCUUUUACACUCUUCUACAACAUGCAAGGUACUCUAAUAAUGUAUUAAGAUCUAAUAUAGCAGAAGCAUAGUGUACUGUAAUUAUCCUUGCGAAUAUAAGAGUUAAUAACAAUCUAUUAAACUAUCCCUACCUAUCUAGCAAUACUGUCUUACUGCGAUAUCGAGUAUACCUUGGCAAGUAUGUGGAGGUGGAAAGGGGAGGUUUAGGAUGUGGGUAUUUGUGUACGAUUCCAAAUCAUGUAUUUUCGAUCUGUCUAGAUAGUGAAAUGGUUUGCUGGCCAAGGCAAUUCUCUGAUUGGCAGAAGUUCAGCCCCGCAUCUUCUCGUGACUUCACUCCAUCUGCUGGAAAUCUCAAGACCACGUCAACCGCGAAUCUUACAUGAGCUAGGUCGGUGAAAGAUCAGUUCACACGCUUUGAAUUUACAGUGCUGCAUUGGCUAUUGCCGCUCACGUCAUCAUCACCAUACUCAAUCUUUUCACGGCGACGCAGUACAAAUCUGUACUCCAAACUCGGCGUCUGUAUAAGGCACGUAUUCCCUACUAUCUGCGCCAACCUAUACUCUUUGAUCAACCAAAGCACCAACCAUCACGGGGCUAAUGCAUAUGUAGGCAUUUCCAACAGU